CCCCCUCCCUCUCCCCCUUACCCUUCCAUGGGACCUCCAUCAGACCCAGAGCCCACCAUCAACGCCACCAGCUUCUGGAGAAACUGCAUCAUGGCAGGAUGCACACAGGCCAUAUUCACUGGUUUCAUGAAUGAGAUGAACGAUAUCUUCAGCAGGAUUCAGUCAGACCAGGCCAGCCAGGAGGAUUAUGAUUUUGCACUUUCAGUGAUGACGGCCUCUGGAAAACUGGCAGAGCUUAUGGCCAAACAGCAGGAAGAGAUACAAAGAAAACAAGUGGAGCUGCAAAAGGCGGCAGCAGUUAUGGAGAAGGUCAUCUCAACACUGAGAGGUGUCCAUCAGCAGCUACAGUAAGAACAUGAAUAUCUACGUUUACAGUGAACUUCCUUUUGGACUGUGAGUUCCACUGUUGUUUUGUAUUUCACAUUACUCACAUUGACACUUUAAGCAUUUUCUACAAACUGUAUAUUUGUGGUUUUAUGGUUUUGUCUUAAUAUUUAAGACGGUGGGGAGGCCUGAAUGUAGAAAUACAAAACUGCACCAAUAUUUGGCAUUCAUCAUUCAAAAAGCAAAUUAAUUAAUUAAAUUGUUACAAUAUGAUCUCAGAUUUCAGCCUGUGAUCGUGAUGCUUUUACAAAUGAGUUCUACAUAGUGACAUUCCCUUUAGGAAAGAUGUUAUAUAUGAAAUAUAUUUGAAUUCAACAAAAGCAAGAGGUUUUAUCAUUUAAAUCAUGAACUAAACAGGAAGAACUGGAAAGACUGUGUGCUGAAAAUGUUCCACAUCCAACCCUAUGAACUGAACCAAGUAUGCCUGAACUCUUGAAAUGUUGAAAUUGUGAAAAUAACUUCUUUAACAUACAUAUAUUUUGUUUAUGAUGUUGAGCUAUUUUAUUGUUUAACAUGUGUUUUAUAUAUUUUUAUAAUUGUGAAUGUUGAAAGAAAACCCUACUUAAAUGUGCAUGCAGAAAGGAUAAAUGUUUUAAGACAUGAUACACAUUGUAUAGAAUUGUUCUCUUUUCUUUUUAUGAAUAUUUUUUAAGAUCAUUGCAGCUCAAACUGCUACUAUUUACAGUAACCCUUCAGCUUUUUGUUCCAUGAAUCAGUGAGUGUCCCAACAGGUCUGAUGCUUUUUUUUACUUGAUUUAACAAGUUAACUGUGAGUAAGAUUAAGUUCAAAGUAAUAAUCAAAGGACAGGAAGAGCCGAAAUAAUACUGCAGUUUACAGUUGAGUUUUCACAAGGAGGUCCAGAAGUCUUUUUUUUUUACCUUAUUGUUUAGUCUUGUUGUACAGGUUAGAUUUUUAUGGAGUAAAACUGGUAAUUUAUGCAAAACAUGUCAGUGUAUGUUUCUUGUCCUCCUUGUCUUUAAGUCAGAUAUCAUUCAAUUUAAAAACUCCCCUGAUAGUGUUAGUGUCAAAGAAAAACUAAAGGUUGUUCGUUUUCUUAUCAAAGAAAAUGAGUUUAUUUUUGAAUUAUCUGAAGUAAUUUCCUCCGUUACAAUUAGGGGUAAGAUUAGAGAAUUUUAAUAUUAUAGCCAAAGGAGAUCAUUCAUCUUUCCCAACCUUUUUAAAGAUUUGGGAAAAAGAUCUGGGGAUGGUUUUAGACGAAAAUACCUGGUUAAACAUUUGUGAAAGAAAACAUUUUACAUUCACAUGUAACAACAUCAAGGACAUUAAUUUCAAGUUUAUCCAUAUAUUUUUUCUCACUCCCAUAUAAAUGCAUACAAUUUCCAAAGACAAUAAAGCUGACUGUCCGAGAUGCGAAACUGAAGAAGGAACAUUCAUGCAUAUGUUUUGGCAAAUACUGUUAAAACAUUUCUGGAAUUCGGUUCAUUCAUUCACAACAUUGGUCCUUGUAUUUAUUAAAGGAUAUGCCAGAUUUCCAAUUA
This is a messenger RNA of Epinephelus fuscoguttatus (brown-marbled grouper), 1884 nucleotides long. RefSeq names its product PHD finger protein 11-like. NCBI's taxonomy places the organism in Eukaryota, Metazoa, Chordata, Actinopteri, Perciformes, Serranidae. Bases 28 to 351 code for a protein of 107 amino acids. The transcript has 3 exons. The record is from RefSeq and is a predicted model, not a curated record.